Letharia columbiana is the source of this 822-nucleotide messenger RNA. RefSeq lists its product as uncharacterized. The transcript has a single exon. The record is from RefSeq and is a predicted model, not a curated record. Bases 1 to 822 code for a protein of 273 amino acids. Lineage: Eukaryota; Fungi; Ascomycota; Lecanoromycetes; Lecanorales; Parmeliaceae.
AUGUGCGAUAAAACGCAGCCGGUGACGCCGUCGAGGUGUGAGAAGAUGAUGAGGAAUGUAGACGAAGGAGCCGGGGCCCGGCACACUGCUGUAGACCCUCAGGAUCGUUUGGAAGACGAGGAAGUGGAAGUGGGGGCUGUCUUUCGUCCACGGAGUAAGACCAUCUCAUCCGUGAACAAGGUACGUAAUCUGGAGCCUGAUUGGCCCACGAGAGGUAUGAUAAGGUGUGUCGGAUUUGGUACUAUACCUCAUCCAUGGACGGGAUUACCCAUCCACGGAACCAACAUCGUGCGACACAUUCUUUCAACGAAGAUCGACGACCUCAGUCUGACAAACCUAACGCCUGGUCAGGAUCGCACGCAUUUUGAAGGUUCUGCUCUAUCUACCCUUGAUCCGAGCUCUUGGGAGAAUUGGACCGAGGAGAUUGUUCAAGGUAUUUGCGGUCGUAGUGUUGGCCGAAAUAUCGAUACUUCCAUCCCCAGGAUCCUGCUCCGCAACAACGGUCCUCCCGCUCGCGAGGUCCGCUUGAACUUGUCGGUCGUAGGUGGAGCCGGAGGCGUAGAGGAGGAGGGCGAGGCGGCCGUGGUCGCCUAUGUGCCCGCAAUGCGUGCAUGUCAGCAGUGUAAGAGCCAGCUGGAGAGUCGAGGGUCGCGAGAUUCACCUACCGGUGAGGACGUAUCCACCCGAAGGGAUGUGGAAUCCGCCUUCGGUUUCUGUGGGGGAGACGCAUUGGUUGUAGAUCAGGGAGCCGCUUUCGACGGUGUCGGCCCAGGUGGUGGUGUCGUAUGUGAUAGUCUGGUCGACGAGCUCGAUAGCCAAUAG